AUGCCUCAAGAUCAACCCCUGAGAGUUGGUGACGACAUUUCCCAAGAUGACAGCGACAACCUAGAUCCGGUAGCUACUUCCGUCAAAGAAGAAGAGGCAGCAGUAGAAGAAGACGCUGCUCCAGAGAGUGGACCUCCAGAUGAUGAAGAACCUCCAAAUAACACAGAAGAGAUCAGUGAAGAAGAUACUGGUCCAGAAGAGCCAGAGAAUCCAGAUGUGGUUGCGAGUGACGACCAAACAAUUGAGGAAGAUGUUCAAGAACCAGAGCCAAUAGUUGUUGUUGAAGAAUCUACCAAUGAGGAACCUACUUCAGACAAAGAACAAAUCAUUGUAACUGAAGAGCAAACGUCUCCAGAUGAUACAACUGAAAAUUCAGAAGAACCAGACGUGAUUGCUGUUGUGGAGGCCGAGGAGGAACAAGGUCACGCUGAUACAGAAGUUGUUCCAAUUGCUGAAGAAAUCAUAGAAGUAGAAGAAGCUGUUCCUGUGGAGGCUGAGGUACCAGUGGUUGUUGUUGGACAGGAGGAGGAGGAGGAGGAAACACAAGAAGAUGUCAUGGAAACAGCUGCUACAGUAGAAGGUGACGAUGAAGAUACAGUCACUGAAGACCAAAAUGAACCAGUGGUGGUUGCUGUUUCAGAGGGGUCAGAAGAAGAGCUUGCCCUCGAAGAAGUAGAAGAAGAUAUUGUUCCUAUUAUAGCUGAGGAAACACCUUCAGAAGAAUCAGAAGAAACACCAAUUGUUGCUGUAGUUGAGGAUACAGAAGAAGACUCUGUCAAUGAAGAUCCAGUUGAGCCAUUAAUCACAGCUGUAGAUGACACGGACAAGGAAACAGCAUCUGAAGAAACUGGAGAAACUGACAUUGUAAUUGUAGAGGAUGGUAGUGACGAUACUACCUCUGAAGACCAGGAGGGAGCAGUAGUGGUCACUGUUGUGGAAGACACAGACACGCAACCAGAACCUGAGGAAGAUACAGCUGUAAUUGCUAUCAUUGAAGAUACCAAAGAGGAGACAACUGAAGAUCAACCAGUUGUUAUUGCUGUUGUGAGUGAUGCAGAGGAGGAACCCGCCUCAGAAGAUACAGAAGGGGUUACUGCUAUUUCAGAAAGUACAGAAGUUGAAGAUACAAGUGAAGACCAGGCUGGAGCAGUGGUAGUAGCUGUUGAUGGAGGUACUGAGGAGGAACCAACUCAAGAGGAAUCUGAAGAAAUCCCUAUUGUUGCUAUUGUUGAAGAUAGUGAGGACGAAACCACUACGGAAGAAGACGAGCCAUUAGUAGUAGCUGUUGCAGAAAGUACUGACGAAGACACAUCCGAUGCAGACCCAGAGGAGGAACCUGUAAUUCUAGUCGCAGUGGAGGCUGAGGAUGCUAGCAUAGAGGAGGAACCUACUUCAGAAGAUACAAAUGCAGCGGAAGGCACAGAAGAGGAGCCAGCUGUGAUUGCUGCUGUUGAUAGCACUGAGGAGGAACCUACUUCUGAAGAUACAAGUGAAGCUAUUGUUGUCAUUGUAGAAGGUGAGGAUGGUGACACAACCACUCAAGAUGGAGAAUUGGUGGAAGAUACAGAAGAGGAACCGGUUGUGGUUGUUGCUGUUGACAGUACAGAGGAGGAACCUACUUCUGAAGAUACAAGUGAAGCCAUUAUUGUCACUGUAGAUGGUGACACAACCACCCAAGAUGGAGAAUCAGUGGGAGAUACAGAAGAGGAACUCGUUGUGAUUGCUGCUGUUGAUAGCACUGAGGAGGAACCUACUUCUGAAGAUACAAAUGAAGCUAUUAUUUCCAUUGUAGAAGGUGAGGACGAAGAGACUACCACUGAGGACCAAGAAGAAGCUGUCGUAGUUGCCAUUGUGGAAGACGCGGAGGCUGAACCCAAAGAAGAUGAUGGAGCACCCAUUGUUACUGUGGAUCAAGAUACUGAUAAAGAAGUAGACUCAGAAGAACCUGUUAUUGCCGUUGUAGAUGGUACAGAGGAAGAACUAACUACAGAAGACAAAGAAGAACCAGUAGUAGUAGUAUCUGUUGUGGAAGAUACUGAGGAGCAGCCAGAACCAGAAGACCAAACAGAUAUCGUCGCUAUUGUUAAAGUCACAGAGGAAGAACCGGACGUCGUGGAAACCGAAUACGCUAUAGUUCCAGUGGUUGAAAGUACAGAGGAAGAAACAACCCGUGAAGAUCAGGAGGUUGUGAUUGUUGCUGUGGAUGGUACAGAAGAAGUCACAGAAGGUGAAGAAGAAGCAGAAAUUGCCACUUCUGUAGAGGUUACUGAAGAGGACACACCCAUAGAAGCACAAGAACCUGAAGUGGUAGUUGUUGCUGAAGAAGAGGAAGCUGAACCUACUAUAGCUGCGAGUGAUCCGGUAGUUUUUAUUCCUGAAGAAGUUCACGGAGAUGACAAAUCUGCUCCAGAAGAAUCCAAACAACCCAGUCUAGAAGAGGUCCUUAUUUUUAAUGUGGUUGGCAUUGAAUCGUUAGCUCCUGGAGAGGCGAUUGUCCAGGAGGAACCAAUAGUUAUGAUCAACAGAGGGGCCGUGCUGGGAGCUGCAUUCUUCACUUUGGUUUGUUUUAUGGCCAUUGGAUUUGUUGGUAUAACUGUGUCCAAAAAACUGCGGUGAAAUAGAGAAGGAGGACUUUCUCUGCUGUAAAUAAUGCAAGCUCUAAGAGUUUUUUAUGGUAAUUUAUCAUGCCAUGUUGUUUUGGGACCUAAAAUUAUUUAGUGUUACAACUUUUGCACGUUUAUGAGUUUGGCUUGAAAACCAUUGUUUAAAGGGUUAUUAUUGCUUUGUUGUAGGUUGUAAAUCAAUAUGUGUAAAUAGGCAACAGUUUGUUUACAACUGUUGGCAUAAUGGGCCUCGUGUUCACAGAUUUUUAAUAUAGUUUGAAAUGCCAAAAAUCUAUUUCAGUUGUUCUCUGUGGAUUUGGAGACUGUAAAGUGGAGGCUGUGAAUGCACACACUCUAAAAAUAGAAAGGUUGACAGUAAGUUGUGGUGUUAUAUGUACCACAAAUGUAAAUAGUAGUCUUUUUAAAAAACACCUGAAUGAUUCUUUAAAAU
Molecule: messenger RNA, 3054 nt
Organism: Periophthalmus magnuspinnatus
Lineage: Eukaryota; Metazoa; Chordata; Actinopteri; Gobiiformes; Gobiidae
Product: FK506-binding protein 5-like
Exons: 4
Coding region: 1-2616 (871 amino acids)
Source: RefSeq, a predicted model, not a curated record